Pelagomonas calceolata is the source of this 2201-nucleotide messenger RNA. Lineage: Eukaryota; Pelagophyceae; Pelagomonadales; Pelagomonadaceae. The record is from the annotation of a GenBank genome assembly.
AUGCGCGGCCGUGAGGGUGCUUGCUUUUUGGUGUGUGAGUGCAACAAGCAUUAACGCGCGAGGGCAAAAUCAGACCUUCAGGCGCCGUGGUUGUAACGCCCAGUUGGCCACCUUGAAGCGCUGAACUCGAGACGAACUCGCGAGCGUUAGGUGUAACGCCAGGGGCUCUGCUUCCUCGAGCUGGUCGUGAAGCUCGGCGCCUACGGCAUCGACUACUUCGCGGACGGCUGGAACCGGCUGGACUUCCUCGUCGUUCGCCGUGCAGAAAUCAAAGCUCUCGCGAUGGCGCGGAGAUGCUCACCGGUCAAUUUUCGACACAGGUCGUGUGCGAGGGCAUCUACACGUACAUCAUCGCGCGGCUGGCCUUCGGUUGCGGCAAAAACCUCGUCCAGGUCCUGGCGGUGCUGCGCCUCCUCCGGAUCCUCAAGCCGCUGCGGAAGAUUCCGUACCUGCGGGAGACGCGCCUCCUGGUCUCGGCGCUGCUCGACUCGGCCCGGAAGGUCGUGAUCGGGUGCGUCGUUAUCUCCAUGUUCAUCUACUUCUUCGCCGUCGUCGGCAACGCGCGCGUGGCGGCGUACCAGUCACUCUGUCGUCGCGACGUCUCUCCACCGGUCGAUUCUCGAUUCGGGCGCAGGUACCUGGCCGAGAAGCUCGACAAGCGCUGCGUGCAGUCGCCCUUCCUGGAGAGCGCGUUCAAGGGAAAUGACUUGAACAACUUCGGUCAAGGCGUCACGUACAACACCGACACGUCCCGCCGCGCCCUGCGGGAAGCGUGGCGGGGGUUUCCCGAGGCCUGGAAGAUCACGAACCGGGAUAUCUGCGGAAGUUGCGACACGUGCCGGUCGUGCCGGGGCUCGUAUAUGGCGAACACCACACAAAAAUCGAAUCUGGGGCCCCCCGGGACGCCCUACAAGGUGACGGAGUACUGCAUCGACGUCGGCUACUCGAUCGACGGCAACAAGUUCAAGUUCAACACCGUGGGGUGGGCGACGCUCGCGGUCUUCGACCUGAUGCAGCUCUACGGCUGGGACGACCCGCUCUGGUCCUCGCAGGACGGGGCCGGCGCGUCGGUCUGGAUCUACUACUAUUUGUUAGUUGGCGUGCUAGCCUUCAUGGCGCUGAACAUCUUCCCGGCGAUCGUCUCGUUCGAGCUGCGCAAGGGCAUCCGCGAGGAUGAAAAAAGACGCGCCGGCGCGGUCAAGAAGCGGCGCGAGGCGAGCCGCGAGGAGCUGGGCCUGACGCAGCUCGAGGACACGGUCGUCGACGUCCUGGCCGCGCAGCGCGACGACGUGGCUGAAAUAGAUAGGACGCUCAACGGGGGCGUCUCAAGUGAAAGUGGAGACGCCCACCCGGACGGCUACUACCGCGCCAUGUGGCAGCGCAUCUGCGACCCGCCGCUGGGCUGGUUCCAGCUCGCGUCCUACCUCGUCAUCGUCUGCCAGGUCAUCCUCCUCGCGUGCGAGACGCCGAACAUGGCCCCGUGGCGGCGGGGGCUCCUCGACGGCUUCACGAUCUUCUUCCAGAUCCUCUGGGCCGGCGAGCUCGCGCUGCGCCUGUUCGCCUACGGCCUCAAGUUCUUCCGGGACCCCUUCAACACCUACGACCUCGUCCUGUUCACGCUGCUGCUCGCGGGCGACUUCGCGCGCCUGGGGGCGGGCGACAACCGCUCGGCCGCCUGGUACGAGGUCAUCACCAUCACGAUCGUGCUGCGCCUGGUCAACUUCGCGCGGGUCGGUAGGUUAAGACGCCUCACGACGCCGCAGAUGGACCUGCCGCGCAUCGUCGCCAUCGUCACGACGUCGUGGCGCUGGCUCUACAACGCGCUCUUCCUCCUCGUGUUCCUCAUGUACUUUUUCGCCGUCCUCGGCAUGACCCUCUUCCGCGGGCGGGUCUACUCCUUGCGGGGCGAGGCGCAGCUCUUCUGGUACUCUCGCAACCGCGCGUACCGCACGGUCGUCGACGACACCGACGGCGGGACCAUCGCGCCUGACUUUUUCCCGUACGAAUGGAGCAAGACGUGCGACCCGCCCAUGAACUGCCGCGGACGGUUCAACUUCGAUUCGUUCGGCAUGGCCUUCCUGACGGUCUUCGUCGUGGUGACCCAGGACCACUGGAACAACGUCAUGUACGAGGCGGCGCAAGCACCGGCACCUCGGGGGUUCGCGCGGCCGGGAGAUCUGCCUUCCGGAGGCGUGGUUUAG